AUGACUGCAAAAUCACAACAAUGUACUGAAAACCAACUGUCAACAAGUGGAUCAAGAGCACUUGACGAAUAUUGUCGUUAUUUCGCAAAUUUUAGCAAAGUUUUAGGAACAUAUGUAAAACUUCAUUAUCCACAAUUAAUAUUUGAUUUGGAACAUUUAUUAGAUGCUUCGUUUACUGUUUGGCAAAAACUAUCGGAUGAAGAAAAAGUAUCUUUGGCACAAUUUUUAGAAGAUAUAAGUAACAAUGAAAAUGGUAAUAAUCAGAAUAAGUCAGCAGCAGCAAAAUUAUUUGCAGCAAAACUUAAAUUUCCUUAUACAACAUUAUCGUCAACAACAUUGACAAGUUCUAAAAAUGGCAAUGAUGAUCGAUAUCAAACUGCGUUUUUAAACACUAUAAGUAUGAAUAGUUAUCCCAUGGUGAAUGAUAAUGAUGUACACCAACAUUCAAAAUCUAUAGUUGCCUCAUCGAAAUCUAUGACAUCGGUACCAAUAAAACAGCGGUCAAAAAUUACACCAUUUCAUAUUUUCUGUAAAGAUGAACGUAAAAAAUUAAUUUUUCGUCAUAAUAAACUGAAUAUACGAGAUAUUAAUCAUUUGUUAUCCGAAAAAUGGAAAAAAUUAUCAAUCCGUAUGAGAAAAUCGUAUGAAUAUCGUGCAUAUUUGACAAAAAAACAUCUAUUUAAACGGUACGAAAAAGAUGGUGCUUCCACAGAUACAUUUCGAUGUAUAUCAACCAAUAUUGAUCGUUAUCCCUAUCAUCAUUCUCAAUCAACAAAAAUAAAACGAUUAAAAUCAGUUCAUCAUCAUGCCACUAAACAUACGAUGAAAUCGAUUAAAAGCAUAUCAAAAAGACCGGUAAUUAAAAGUAAAAGAGUGUCAUUACAAGUAUCACCACAGCAAUUCUACAGGCAUCCAUCAUCUAAUGCAAACAGUGUGUUGAAUAAUAAACAAAAGCAGAAAUCAAAUACAUCAAGACAAGGUUCAACUAGGAAAAAGAAUAUCAAAAGUAGAACAACGGCAAGGCAAUGA
Molecule: messenger RNA, 1029 nt
Organism: Didymodactylos carnosus
Lineage: Eukaryota; Metazoa; Rotifera; Eurotatoria; Philodinida; Philodinidae
Source: the annotation of a GenBank genome assembly